Molecule: messenger RNA, 2177 nt
Organism: Thlaspi arvense
Lineage: Eukaryota; Viridiplantae; Streptophyta; Magnoliopsida; Brassicales; Brassicaceae
Source: the annotation of a GenBank genome assembly
AUUAAUACGUGUCAAAUACACAACGGCUAUAUUUGACGACGUCAAAUUGGUGCAGCUAAGAGUGAGUCGGUGGGUUCUUGUAGGACCCAAAAGAGCGUUACUUUCCUAAUUUUAGUGGAGCGUUACAUACACACUCAGCAAGCCUUCUUCUUCUUCAUUCAUCUCCUGCUUCUAGACGCGGUGGUGAAGAAAUGACGGCGGCCGGAGUAGCCUCGGCUCAGACGAAGAAGCUCCUCAAGUUUAGUCUUUCUCUCUUCCGUCGUGGCUUUAACUCCUCCAAAUGCAAAACGGCGGCGAAGAUGGCAGUGGCUCGGAUAAAGCUUCUGAGGAACAAGAGGCAAGUCGUGGUGAAGCAAAUGAGGCGUGACAUCGCGGUUCUUCUUCAGUCGGGUCAAGAUGCCACCGCUCGAAUCAGAGUUGAGCAUGUGAUUAGGGAGCAGAACAUCCUGGCGGCAAACGAACUCAUCGAGCUUUUCUGCGAGCUCAUCGUGUCCCGUCUCACUAUCAUCACCAAGCAGAAGGAGUGCCCUGUGGAUCUGAAGGAAGGCAUUUCUAGUUUGAUCUUCGCUGCGCCUAGGUGCUCUGAAAUCCCUGAGCUUGGAGAUCUGAAAGACAUCUUUGAGAAGAAGUACGGAAGAGAUUUUGUAACUGCUGCUACUGAUUUGCGUCCUACCUGCGGCGUGAACCGGACGUUGGUUGAUAAGCUUUCUGUUAGGCGUCCGUUUGGAGAAUUCAAACUGAAAAUCAUGAAGGAGAUCGCCAAGGAGUUCCAGGUCGAUUGGGACACUACUGAGACAGAGCAAGAACUUCUCAAGCCUCAAGAAGAAACCAUUGACGGUCCACGUGCGUUUGUUAGCGCCUCAAGCUUACCCGUAAACCGUGCUUCUCACGAGCCCAUUGAUCCUAACAAAGCUGUGCCGAGACAAUCCCGAGAUUCUGAAACAAGCUCCUACUACUCAAAGCCUACUGCGGAAAACAGAGGAAUCUGCAGGAGACACAGCUGCAACAAUCCGUGUAUACAUGAAUCAGCUGACCACGAGGAAGAAGAAGCAAAGGAAACAAUGAGGAGGAGACACAGCUACAACUCUCCACCAGUUCCUCCUCCUGCAACUUCUGAGAUCAAGUUUGAUGAGUCAGACUACUACGAGGACGAGACAGAUCCAGAAGAAGGAACAUUACAGAGUCGUGGUUCUUGUUCCCUCCCGCCAAACCGAGCACCGCCUCAGGCUCCUCCUUCUCAGUCCGCUGAGUCGAGACGGGACUCAAGCGGUCACCAUGUUCACCCAAAACUCCCUGACUACGAUACGUUGGCUGCACGUUUCGACGCAAUCAGACACAAGAUCGUGAUGGGUAAAGUCGGGUGGUCUGAUUUACCUGAAGAACUCGUCGGUUUAGUUGCCGACCGUUUAUCUCCCAACAUCGACCUACUCCGUCUACGUAGCAUAUAUAUUCGUCAAUCUUACGACGUUGAAUACUCGAACAAGCGACUGAAAAUAUCACGUAAUUCGUCUAGAGCUGUGCUCGUAGACAGUUUAUUUUUCGUAGUCGACAGCAACAAGCAAAUCUGGUGCUGCAAGAGCGGAGAAGAAAAUAGUAGAUGGACAAGAAUCAAAAACGAAGAAUCUGGAGGUUUAUGUUUCUCGGACAUUGCACUUCACAGAGGAUCAAUCUAUGCCUUGGACUUGAAAGGAGCAAUUUGGUGGAUUUGUUUACCCGAGCUUAUCAUUUAUCAGUCCACAGUUUCAAGUCCAAUGGACGACAACAACAAUUAUACUUGCAAAGACAAGAGACUCGUGGAGUAUUGUGGAGAUCUGUGCGUUGUUUAUCGCUUCUAUAAUAGAUAUGAUAUCGAGAGGACACUUUGUUUCAAGGUUUAUAAGAUGGACGACGAGUUGAUGGAAUGGGUUGAGAUUAAAUCCUUGGGAAACAAGGCACUCAUUGUGGCUACGGACAGUUGUUUUACGGUUUUAGCCUCCGACUACUAUGGAUGUUUGGAGAAUUCCAUCUACUUCACUGAUGUUGAUGGAGAUAAAUUUAGGAUUAUUGGAGUGGAGGAUGAAGAUGUUAAAGUGUUCAAGCUUGGUGAUGGUAGUAUCAUCAAUAUGAUUGAUUCUUCUUCUCCGACUUGUUUUCAGAUGUUCUCUCUUCCCUUUCUCUCGAAAGAUCAAUUAUCUUAA